AGCUGGAUUUUAAACUCACAUCUCUCCCUGAGAAUUCAGAGGGUUCUGUUAGGAGCUCUGUUGUAAGUAACAGUUUGGUUCAAGUUUAUCCUUGAAGUGAAUGUGCCAAGAAUUCAUAUAUUUCUGGAUGUACUGGAAUUAAAAGGAUUUAAGAGAUCCUGCUGUACAUAAUCUAGGAUAAAUAGGAUUUACCAUUCCCUGGAUGAAGUGCUUGGGAAGUCUUUAAAUGCCAUAGUCAACUGCCGUUCCAAAGAAAAAAUAGAUGGUUUUGGACAGUUCAUGCUGCUGCUUCAUUGAAUUUUAGAAUGAUUGAAGAUAGUGGGAAGAGAGGAAAUACCAUGGCAGAAAGAAGACAGCUGUUUGCAGAGAUGAGGGCUCAAGAUCUGGAUCGCAUCCGACUCUCCACCUACAGAACAGCAUGCAAGCUUAGGUUUGUUCAGAAGAAAUGCAAUUUGCACCUGGUGGACAUCUGGAACGUCAUAGAGGCCUUGCGGGAGAACGCCCUCAACAACCUGGACCCGAGCAUAGAGCUCAGCGUGGCUCGCCUGGAGGCCGUGCUCUCCACCAUCUUUUACCAGCUCAACAAACGGAUGCCGACCACGCACCAGAUCCACGUGGAGCAGUCCAUCGGCCUGCUGCUGAACUUCCUGCUGGCGGCCUUCGACCCGGAAGGCCAUGGCAAAAUUUCAGUAUUUGCUGUCAAAAUGGCUUUAGCCACAUUGUGUGGAGGGAAGAUCAUGGACAAAUUAAGAUAUAUUUUCUCAAUGAUUUCUGACUCCAGUGGGGUGAUGGUUUAUGGACGAUAUGAUCAAUUCCUGCGGGAAGUUCUCAAACUACCCACAGCAGUGUUUGAAGGUCCUUCAUUUGGUUACACAGAACAGUCAGCUAGAUCCUGUUUCUCUCAACAGAAAAAAGUCACAUUAAAUGGUUUCUUGGACACGCUCAUGUCAGAUCCUCCCCCUCAGUGUCUGGUCUGGCUGCCCCUUCUGCAUCGGCUGGCAAAUGUAGAAAAUGUCUUCCAUCCAGUUGAAUGUUCCUUCUGCCACAGUGAGAGUAUGAUGGGAUUUCGAUACCGAUGCCAACAGUGUCACAAUUACCAGCUCUGUCAGGACUGCUUCUGGAGGGGACAUGCUGGUGGUUCCCAUAGCAACCAGCACCAAAUGAAAGAGUACACGUCAUGGAAAUCACCUGCUAAGAAGCUGACUAAUGCGUUAAGCAAGUCCCUGAGCUGUGCUUCCAGCCGUGAACCUUUGCACCCCAUGUUUCCCGACCAGCCUGAGAAGCCACUCAACUUGGCCCACAUCGUGCCACCCAGACCUGUAACCAGCAUGAAUGACACCCUGUUCUCCCACUCUGUCCCCUCUUCAGGAAGUCCUUUCAUUACCAGGAGCUCUCCUCCCAGGGACAGUGAAGUAGAGCAGAACAAAAUGCUGGCUAGGGCUGCUCCGGCUUUUCUGAAGGGCAAAGGGAUACAGUACAGCCUGAAUGUGGCAGACAGGCUGGCUGAUGAACAUGUUCUCAUCGGGUUGUAUGUCAACAUGCUCCGGAACAGCCCAUCAUGUAUGCUCGAGAGCUCGAACCGGCUGGACGAAGAGCACAGGCUGAUUGCCAGGUACGCGGCGAGGCUGGCGGCAGAGUCCACGGCGUCUCAGCCAACUCAGCAGAGAAGUGCUCCUGACAUCUCCUUCACCAUUGACGCAAAUAAGCAACAGAGGCAGCUCAUUGCAGAACUAGAAAACAAGAACAGAGAAAUCUUACAGGAGAUCCAGAGGCUGCGGCUAGAGCAUGAACAAGCUUCUCAGCCCACUCCAGAGAAGGCGCAGCAAAACCCCACUCUGCUGGCAGAGCUCCGGCUCCUCAGACAGCGCAAGGAUGAGCUGGAACAGAGAAUGUCUGCUCUCCAGGAGAGCCGGAGAGAGCUAAUGGUCCAGUUAGAAGGUCUUAUGAAGCUACUAAAGGAAGAAGAGCUGAAACAGGGAACCCAGGGGGCAGGUUCUCCUCGCUCCUCCCCCAGCCACACCGUCAGCAGGCCCAUCCCCAUGCCCGUGCGGUCGGCGUCAGCCUGCUCCACCCCGACUCACACUCCUCAGGACUCCCUCACAGGGGUAGGGGGAGAUGUACAGGAGGCCUUUGCACAAAGUUCAAGAAGAAAUUUAAGGAAUGACUUACUAGUGGCAGCGGAUUCCAUCACUAACACCAUGUCCUCUCUCGUGAAAGAGCUGAAUUCCGAGGUGGGGAGUGAAACGGAGAGUAAUGUGGAUUCUGAGUUUGCAAGGACUCAGUUUGAGGAUCUGGUUCCAUCGCCAACCUCUGAAAAGGCUUUUCUAGCGCAAAUCCAGGCCCGGAAACCCGGGUACAUUCACGGUGGAGCUACCCCAAGCACCAUGCGCAGCGAUGUGGUUACAGAAGAUGGGGAUCCCUACGUGCGGCCUGAAGAUGAGAAUUAUGAAAAUGACUCGGUCCGGCAGCUGGAGAACGAGCUCCAGAUGGAGGAAUACCUGAAACAGAAGCUGCAGGACGAAGCCUAUCAGGUCAGCUUGCAAGGUUGAAUACAAUAUCCUUUUAUCACUCUCCUCUCAAGCAAACUAUAGUCAGACAGAUGAUGAAAGUAACAGGAGAGCUGGUGAUGACGGGGAGCGCUGCACCCACCCACACAGAGGAGAAGACAGCAGCCUGGCAGCAGCCCCGCCGAGAGGAGCCACCCCACGCAGCAGCUCCCGGCAGACCCCGCCCCAAAGACACGUGCUGCUGACUGUAGUGCAGCCGACAUUUUGUUCUAAGACUUGUAGUUCGUAGGUGUGUGUUUUAAGAAGGAGAAAAAAAAAGACUUCUGUUCAAAGCUAACUUAUCAGCUACAUCUUCUGUAACAUGGCUCAUCCCUGGUUCAAAACAAACAGAAAAACCACAGGCUGAAAACCCGUGCUGCUGUUACUCACGAGGGCAGUAUUAAUAAGCAUUUUAAACCUUUGCACAUGAUAUUGAACCUGUUCAGUUUACAAUGACAAUAUUAAUACUGUUUAUAGCUAGAAGUUUGAUUUCUGAAUUCUUUGAGAUUUUAGCAAAACAGUUUAUUAUACAAUGUACUUUUUUUUUUCCACAGCAAUUGGGGAAAAACAACCACUUGCAAUUAUUCAUUGGCCCCGAAGGAUUUGGUUCCUGAGUGUACAGACUCAGAGGUCCUUGGCCUGCACUGUCUGCCAUUGUCUCCAAGUCUCUGUGAGCAGUGACUUGAACCAAACACACCAGGAUAAUCCAGUCUUUGGGGCUUCUUUCCAACUUGAGGUUGUUUUCUUUCAAGAUAUUCUAGCAAAUCAGCCAUAGAAUUUAGUGUAAAUAUUUUUUCCAAAUAGAUAAUCAUAUUCAAAAAAGACAACAUUCAAAUUAUAUAGAAUCUAGUUUUUAAAAUCAGCACAGAUCUUCUUAAAACUGUGAACUAUGUUUUGAAAUACUCGUUACUAAAGCUGUUUAUAAACCACAGGUGCCAUAAGAUCCCCAAAUGGACUAAAGUGAUCUCUGCUCUUCCAUGGUCUUGUUCCUCUCAUUUUAGCUUUAGGGAGCAUGUCUCUAACAGCACCGCUCAUCCACAAAUUCCCCUAUCAGGUUGUUUGGAGGCCUUCAGCUUUAAUUGUACAGGCUUAAAGUGCGCUUGCAAAAAACGUCUGCUCUCCUUUGAUUUCUGAAUGUUUAUUGCCUUAGUGUUCUGCAUGCAGCCUCUGUGGUCAUGUGAAAGGAAACAGGCUCUUCUAAGUUGAGUUGGGAUUUUGCACUCAGGGAAAAGCUGGUGUGCAAAAGAACUGUCAAAGAAGUGAGGAUAAAAGACUCUGUUGAUGGUCCUUUAUAAGGACCCUUUUGGGGGAUUGCUAAUGACCUCCCUUAGGGAUUCCUGGGAAAUGAAAAAAUAACCUAUCUUUUUCAAGAUUUGGUGAAAUAAAAAUCCUGCAACAUAUUAGAUACAUUAUACUUAAAUUGGCAGCUUUUCUGGAAUUCCCGCUUCUCCUUUAAAAGAAAGAAGAGAACAUCAUUUUAGAACAGUGCUUCUCAAAGUGUGUUCCCUGGACCAGAAAUGAU
Miniopterus natalensis is the source of this 4068-nucleotide messenger RNA. RefSeq names its product dystrobrevin alpha (gene DTNA). Gene Ontology annotation, molecular function: zinc ion binding. Gene Ontology annotation, cellular component: plasma membrane; synapse. Gene Ontology annotation, biological process: synaptic signaling. The record is from RefSeq and is a predicted model, not a curated record. Lineage: Eukaryota; Metazoa; Chordata; Mammalia; Chiroptera; Miniopteridae.